Messenger RNA from Halteromyces radiatus, 712 nucleotides. Its product is annotated as thioredoxin-like protein. Lineage: Eukaryota; Fungi; Mucoromycota; Mucoromycetes; Mucorales; Cunninghamellaceae. The coding region runs from base 21 to 467 and encodes 148 amino acids. The transcript has 4 exons. The record is from RefSeq and is a predicted model, not a curated record.
UUUUUACUUUGUUAACAACAAUGAACUUUUUCAGAGCUGCUACUCGUACUUCUACUUUGAUUCGUCCCUUGACAAAUACUCGUUCGAGUCCCAUGUGGGCUCGUUGGUUAUCUGAUUCUCUUCGUACAAAGUUGGAUCAAGAUAUCAAAUCUAAACCCAUUGUUUUGUUCAUGAAAGGUACUGCCGAUGAACCCAUGUGUGGAUUUAGUAGAGCUGCUGUUCAAAUCAUGCAAGUUCAAGGUGUUGACUUUAAAGAUGUACAAACCUUCAAUGUAUUGGCGGAUGAUGAUUUGAGACAAGGUAUCAAGGAAUACUCUGAAUGGCCUACCAUUCCUCAAGUAUAUAUCAAUGGUGAAUUCGUUGGUGGUUGUGAUAUCUUGUUGAAUAUGCAUCAAUCUGGUGAUUUGGAAGAUUUAUUGGUCAAAGAAGGUCUCAUUCCCGAAGAACUUGAUGAACCCAAGCAAUAGAUAGAUUCAUAUAUAUAUAUUCUUUUUUUUUUUGUUCUUUAAUGUAUAUCUCUUCCUUCACAAACAAUCAUAUAUAUUUUGAAUCAUCUUUAUUUUUUUUUUAUUUUUACUCAUCCUCUGCACAAUAUGCCCUGACUCGUUUAUAUAUAUAUAUGUAUACAAAUAGAUUGAUUCUCUCUUCUUUCCGAAAAAAGGAUCCCUUUGAUUUUUUAAUAAAAAAAAAAAAUGAUAUUUUUAUUGUCCAA